This is a messenger RNA of Fusarium keratoplasticum, 903 nucleotides long. RefSeq names its product FAA-hydrolase domain-containing protein. The transcript is spliced from 2 exons. The coding region runs from base 1 to 903 and encodes 300 amino acids. The record is from RefSeq and is a predicted model, not a curated record. Lineage: Eukaryota; Fungi; Ascomycota; Sordariomycetes; Hypocreales; Nectriaceae. Gene Ontology annotation, molecular function: catalytic activity.
AUGCCCACCUCGACUAUUCACCCAGCCUGGGAUCGAUUGAUCCGCUACCUCCCGCAAGGCGGCUCGAACCAAGUUCGCUGGGGCGAACCCAUCUUGAAGGAUGAACAAAGCGACAUGGCCAAGCUCUCUGAACAAGGCCAGCUGCAGGUCAAAGUCCUCGAGGGUCCAAACUUUCUAGACGCAAAGCCCACCGGGCAGACUGAGACCGUCGGAAAGCUGCUGGGACCAGUCACGGCACAGGAUGUCCCCAUCAUUCGAUGCAUCGGUCUGAACUACAAGACACACAUUCUCGAAACCGGACGCCCACUGCCCACAUGCCCCACGAUCUUUACAAAGCCCAGCCCUUCGGUAGCAGAUUAUAACGAGGAUAUUCCCAUCCCCGUCAUCGCCCAGGGCCAGUGCGACUACGAAGGCGAGCUGGUCUUUGUCAUUGGCAAGGACGCAAAGAACGUCCGCGAGGAGGAUGCCCUCGAAUACGUCGCGGCAUACACCGUAGGAAAUGAUGUUUCAGCUCGCGACUGGCAGCGGGAACCUGGCAAGGCUGGGCCCGUUCCACAAUGGAGCUUUAGCAAAUCCUUUGACAAGUACGCCCCGGUUGGCCCCGGUCUGGUAUCUUCCCGGCUUCUUGGGGAUGCGGGGAAUCUAGACUUGAAGACGAUUGUCAACGGGCAAGUCCGCCAGCAUGGCCACACGUCGGACUUGUGCUUUGGCGUGCGGAAACUUGUAGCCUUUUGUAGUCAGGGACAGACGCUUCAGCGGGGAACGCUGGUGAUGACGGGGACACCCGGUGGCGUGGGUUUGUUCAUGAAGCCGCCUGUGUUCCUGAAGAGCGGUGAUGUUGUCGAGGUUGAGAUUGAAAAGAUUGGAAGGUUGACGAACCGUAUCGUGUUUGAGAAGGAAUAA